Rhodamnia argentea is the source of this 1331-nucleotide messenger RNA. RefSeq lists its product as uncharacterized. Gene Ontology annotation, cellular component: plasma membrane. The record is from RefSeq and is a predicted model, not a curated record. Bases 133 to 858 code for a protein of 241 amino acids. The transcript is spliced from 2 exons. NCBI's taxonomy places the organism in Eukaryota, Viridiplantae, Streptophyta, Magnoliopsida, Myrtales, Myrtaceae.
UACUACUCACUCUCUCUCUCUCUCUCUCAAGCCGAAGGAGGCAGAAAAGGCGAAGAGGCAGAAAAAACAGACGACAAGAGAGAAGUAGAGCGGAGGCAGGAGAGAGAAAUUCGCGCCCGGAAAAAGCAAAGAAUGACAACUCGGGCCAACGGCGACCUCCGCGCACGCCCUCCGCCGCCCUCGCACGACCGCCACCAGUACUACUAUUCCUCCUCCUCCUCCUCUUCGGCUUCGCUCAAGGGCUGUUGCUGCUGCCUCUUCCUGCUCUUCUCUUUUCUAGCCCUCCUCGUCCUCGCCGUCGUCCUGGUCAUCGUCCUCGCCCUCAAGCCCAAGAAGCCCCAGUUCGACCUCCAGCAGGUCGGCGUCCAGUACAUGGGCAUCUCCCCCUCCGACCCCGCCACGGCAGCCGCGGCCGCCGCGGCCGCCAACGCCGGCUCCAGCCCGACGAGCGCGUCGCUGUCCCUGACCAUAAGGAUGCUCUUCCUGGCGGUGAAUCCCAACAAGGUGGGGAUCAGGUACGGCGAGUCGAGUUUCACGGUGAUGUACAAGGGGAUUCCGCUGGGGAAGGCCUCCGUGCCGGGGUUCUACCAGGAGGCGCACAGCGAGCGGCAGGUGGUGGCCACCAUCGCCGUCGAUCGGUUCAAUCUGUUGCAGGCCGAUGCGUCCGACUUGAUAAGGGACGCGUCGCUGAAUGACCGGGUGGAGCUCCGGGUGCUUGGGGAUGUCGGGGCCAAGAUCCGGGUCCUAAACAUCGACUCUCCUGGCGUUCAGGUAUCGGUGAAUUGUGCAGUAGUGAUCAGUCCAAGCAAGCAGUCCCUCACUUACAAGCAGUGCGGAUUCGAUGGAUUGCGCGUGUAAAGAUUCAAGAUCAACACUCCCAUCCCACCAACCCCCCACCCCUUUUUUCUUUUUUGGCUUUUGGGUUAACUUUGGCUCUCCUCAAAUCAAAUUGGAGACGGAGAGACAGAUAAAGGCAAGGGAAAAAAAAAGUAGUAAGGAAGAAAGAGGUGGGAACACAGCAGGAAGCUGCCAAUCCUCCCACUCCCACAUGGAGUUUGUCGAAAGCAAAGGGGGUUUGAGAUGCUGGCUGGGUGAAAAUUCCGGAGCUGUAAUUGACACUAUACAAUUCUUUCCCCCGACCCCACCAAACCGAAAGUUUUUCUUCCAUUUAUUAACUCUUUUCUUUCUUUGCAAUUCUUUUAGUUUUGUUUUGAUUCAAAACACCGGUUCCUUCGCUUCGACGGAACAUACAUAUCGACCUCACUGUAAAGUGGAGGCUGAGCUGAAGCUUUGUCUACUCCAAUUUCAGAUGAUGCUUUCAGUCUACUCUC